This is a messenger RNA of Hibiscus syriacus, 831 nucleotides long. Its product is annotated as glutamine synthetase cytosolic isozyme 2-like. The record is from RefSeq and is a predicted model, not a curated record. Gene Ontology annotation, cellular component: cytoplasm. The coding region runs from base 1 to 831 and encodes 276 amino acids. Gene Ontology annotation, molecular function: glutamine synthetase activity. The transcript has 5 exons. Lineage: Eukaryota; Viridiplantae; Streptophyta; Magnoliopsida; Malvales; Malvaceae.
AUGUCUACUACUUUUAAUGUGUUUAGAAUGAACUUUGAUAAUCUUGGAGGGAGUGGAGGGGAUUAUAUUUUAAUAUUCGACGGGAUACUUUGGGGACAGGGUCCUUAUUAUUGUGGCGUUGGUGCGGACAAAGCCUAUGGCCGUGACAUUGUGGAUUCUCACUACAAAGCUUGUUUAUUUGCUGGAAUCAAUAUCAGUGGUAUCAAUGGAGAAGUCAUGCCUGGACAGUGGGAAUUUCAAGUUGGUCCGGCAGUCGGCAACUCUGCCGGAGAUGAAUUGUGGGUGGCACGUUACAUUUCAUGCUUUUGUCAAGAUUUAUCAACUUUUGUUACUCAAUUCGAGUGUUUGAUCUCUGUUUCUGAAUUACAGAGGAUUACUGAGAUUGUUCGAGUGGUGCUCUCGUUCGAUCCCAAACCAAUCCAGGGAGAUUGGAAUGGUGCCGACGCUCACACCAAUUACAGUACAAAGUCCAUGAGAAGUGAUGGAGGUUACGAGGAUAGCAAGAAAGCAAUUGAAAAGCUUGGACUAAGGCACAGGGAACACAUUGCUGCCUAUGGAGAAGGCAAUGAGCGGCGUCUCACGAGACCGCCGGCAUCAAGACUUUCUUAUUGUUUAUGUGGUUUGCUAUCUCCACAAAAUGUUCAUACAAUGUUCUUUUAUGUUCCAACUCUUGGACAGGAUGUUGCAAACCGUGGGGCAUCGAUUCGUGUCGGCCGAGACACUGAGAAGGCCAGAAAAGGGUAUUUCGAAGACAGGAGGCCAGCUUCGAACAUGGAUCCAUAUGUUGCGACUUCCAUGAUUGCAGAAACCACCAUCCUGUGGAAACCAUGA